Messenger RNA from Cercospora beticola, 1140 nucleotides. NCBI's taxonomy places the organism in Eukaryota, Fungi, Ascomycota, Dothideomycetes, Mycosphaerellales, Mycosphaerellaceae. The record is from RefSeq and is a predicted model, not a curated record.
AUGAGCGUUGCAAGUAACACAACAGACGAGGGCCAGCUCGCAGUAGCCUUCCAGAACCUUUCCAACACAGACCUUCCUUCGGUCGAUACCUUGCUCGGCAUAGACAUGACCAUAGGCCACUUGCCUACGCCAGAGACUACAAGCCGCACGCUGCAAGCCUUUCAAAUCCGCCUACGAGAGACGGAUCAUACCCUUCGUAACCUUCAAAAGGAGCACGCCGAGCUCCAGCAAGGCUGGGCCGGACUCGAUCUCGUCGCUUCAGAAGCAGAAGCCCGGAACGAAACCCUCCAGCAAGAGCUCAGUCAAGCUCGCACCGACAACACGCGCUUGGGCGCCCAACUCGAACACGCCCAAGCACUUCAGUGUCGCGCACUUCCAUACUCAGACAAGUUCAGAGGCGGGCACAAGGACUGGGCUCGUUUUCACACGGAAAUGAAGGGGGUGUUCGCGUUCGAUGCAGACUUCUUUCCGACGGAACAGCACAAGCUCAUGUACCUCUUCUCUCGUCUCGAAGGGGCUGCUCGCGACUCGAUGAGCGUCUACUGGACGGAAAAUGGUAUUGCACUCAAGUCAAUCGAUCAGGCGUACGACAAGCUCGCGGCGCUUUUUGUCGAUCCCGCCUACAAGCAUAUCGCUGCACAAAAGGUGCGCGACAUGCAGCAGUGUAAUCGUGAGUAUAUCGACUACUGGAGCGAGUUUAUCUGCGAGAUCCAUGACACCGACUUCAACGAGACGAUGAAACUCUAUUACCUCAUCAACGGGCUCUCCGAUAGAAUGAUCGACGCUCUGCGCUCCCGUGUCGGAUGGCGAGGCUUGUCCUUUGACGAGCUCCACGAUCUCCUUCUGGACGUCGACUCGAACCUUCGCAUCUAUGACUCCAUCACCAGUGCGAACCAACGUCGCGACGCCCGCGAUGCUGACUUCGAGGCUGCGGACACGACGAGUCUCGACGGAGGCAAAUUGGUGAACACGAGCGGCGAGCACGUUGGUACCGCAGCCCUGUCGCUCGUCAACGGACGCCUGACAUCGGAGGAGCGUCAGCGCCGCAUGGCAGAGAGACUGUGCCUGUACUGUGCCGGCGAGGGCCACCAAGCUCGCACGUGUCCGCGACGGCCUGCCAACAAGAACUCUGCUGCGUAG